GCAGAAGUAGAAGUGACUUUCACUUCUGGAUUUUUCUCAUGUUGAAGAGCUGCUGCUGACAGAAAAGAGUCUCUUAAUGAACGACUGGACUUUCACACUCACUCAACUUCAUAGGCACCGGUUGUAUAUCUCUAAGGGGAACCAUGGCACUGUCCAAUCAGACUCCUAUAGUUAUUAAAGAGUCCAGUUUGUCGGGCUGGGAGGUGAUCGGCUCGGGGGGUUUUGGAAAAAUCUAUAAAUGCCGGCAUCAGGAGUGGGCCUGCGAUGUGGCCAUUAAACUGCUUCACUUUGACGACGGGAAAAAUGAAAGUUUGCUCCGUGAGAUCGAAAUGAUGCGUCAGGCAAGCAGUCCGCACGUUAUUCAGGUCCGAGGGGUCUUUAAAGGAUUACCCCCCAACUCAAGGUCAACUCAGCUGGGUCUGGUGAUGGAGUACAUGGAGAGAGGAUCCCUGGCCUCCCUGCAG
This is a messenger RNA of Notothenia coriiceps (black rockcod), 464 nucleotides long. Its product is annotated as receptor-interacting serine/threonine-protein kinase 4-like. Gene Ontology annotation, biological process: protein phosphorylation. The annotation marks the transcript as partial. Lineage: Eukaryota; Metazoa; Chordata; Actinopteri; Perciformes; Nototheniidae. The transcript has 3 exons. The record is from RefSeq and is a predicted model, not a curated record. Gene Ontology annotation, molecular function: JUN kinase kinase kinase activity; ATP binding.